AUGGACCGAAUUUCUGGUCUUCCAGAGCCACCCCGAUCAGAGCCUAUCCUACCUCCUUCGUCCCAAGAGAUACCGUCCUCCCCGCCCUCAGUCGCAUCCGAAGCGGGUGGGCGCCGACAGAGAAAACCGCCAACAGUCACACCUCGAUCCUUCCGACGCUUUUUUACCCCACGGUCGCUAUUGAACAGCGGCAGCAAUGCUAGCAAUGUAAAGACAAGUCGUCAGGCCCUACGGGCGCUGACCUCGCCAGCUGUCAAUCGCCUUGGUCCCGCUUUUACCAGAUCCUCGAAGACGGGCGGUGCGCAAAGCCCUAACCAUGGCCUGCCCGAAGAUUUUCCUCGCACCCCAAGCAGGAAAAGAAAGCAUUCGUUCUCUUCAGUAGCAUCUCCUCUACAAUCCUCGCCAUUGAAGAAGGUCCGUGUGCGGUCUCCGGCGGGCGAUGAAGUGGAGCAGAGAGCCAUCGUUCGAGAUAUCGAUUUGACCGCCGUGAUUGCGAGCGGCCGCAACACCCAAACAAUCCCGACCAGUCCUCCCAAACGCCGCGCCGUUUCGCCAGUCACCCGAUCUCGUUUAUUGCAAACCUCUGGUUCCCUGUUCAUGCGAAGCUUGCAGGGCUCGCGUGCGAACCGGCUGACUAUCCGAUCGACUGCUGGAGCCGGAUGGCAGGAUUUAACGUCGGAUUUCCACUCGCGUCCAGAAGACCGCCAUUCAUGUGCCAGCUAUGCUAAUGAGGGGCAAUUGGCACUUCCGUUUUGCAAUGCUUCCUGCAACACAAAUUCAUUGGUCGCUGUUGGUGACGAAGAAGGCGGUAUCCGUUUGUUGGAUUCCUCCAAAGAUGACGAGCGAGGAUUCUCUAGCGCAUAUCUAGGUUUCCGUCCUCAUAUGAAUUCGAUUAUGGACCUUGAAUUCUCAUCCGAUGACCUGCUACUGGCCACCGCUUCUGGAGACCAAACGUCUUUAAUUAUCGACAUGACCACACAGCGACCCAUCCAUUGUUUGCAGAAUCAUAGCUCCUCGGUGAAGAGAGUCCAGUUCCAGCCUGCUUCCAACAAUAAGGUUCUUGCAACAUGCAGCCGCGACGGAAAUGUGAACAUCUGGGAUCUUCGGUGCAAGGGGGUUGAGCAGCGCCCGUCACUGCAGGUUCGAUGCUCGCUAGAAUCCGAGGCCGAAUCUUCCAAUGCUUCAGCACCUCCAAAGAUGACAUUCCCCCAUGUUCUCAACACUAUCCACGGUGCUCACGCAUACACUACCCCGCAAAAGCUUGCGGCGGAUAAAUCAGAUGCUAUUCCGUUCGGUCGGUCUGAUAUCACUGUAACUUCGUUGGCUUUUCUCCCGCCGGGCCAGGAGAAUCUUUUUGUCACAGCAUCCGAGGCCAGCGCCAGUGUCCGACUUUGGGAUUUGCGGACAGCACACAACAACCGCCGUGGCCGACCUGUUCUCCCACUGUCCACUACUCGCGAGCCUGACAGUCACAUCAAGUACCGUCGGUUUGGCUUGACAUCAAUGGCUUUCGGUGGUGAUGGUGCCCGACUGUACACCCUUUGUCGAGAUGGUACUGUCUACACAUACUCGACCUCUCACUUGGUGCUUGGACACGCACCUGAGCUCUCGCUCAACCACGCUCACCCGCGACGAUCGGGUGGUUCUGACAAAGAGGGACUUGGUCCCCUGUAUGGAUUUCGCCACCCACGCCUUCAAGUCUCUACGUUCUAUGUCAAGCUCGCUGUGCGCAAAGCUUCCGAUGACCGUGCAGAGAUGCUGGCAGUUGGCAGCAGUGAUCAAUGUCCGAUUUUGUUCCCUACCGAUGAACGAUUCCUACAGUCCCCUGUGAAGACUCUUCCAGUUGAUCUUCCCCCUACCCGAACAUCUCUCUUCACAACUCGAUCCGGCCUCCGCCGCACCAAUUCUGGUAUGGGCCUGUCUGGAAGACUUGAAGACACCAUCCCUAUCUAUGAAUCCGGCACACCCCUGGUUGAAGGUCAUCAGAAGGAAGUCACCGGCAUUUCCUGGACGGUCAAUGGAGAACUGAUUACCGUCGGCGAUGACUACCACGCUCGAUGCUGGCGUGAAGGGCCUGAGGCUCGCGAGCUUCGACGCCAGGGUCAAAAGGAUGGUCGAGACUGGCAGUGCGGAUGGGCUGCCACGACUGAUUCCUAUGAUGAUGAAGAUGAAUGA
Messenger RNA from Penicillium subrubescens, 2175 nucleotides. RefSeq lists its product as uncharacterized. Gene Ontology annotation, biological process: proteasome-mediated ubiquitin-dependent protein catabolic process. Gene Ontology annotation, cellular component: nucleus. Gene Ontology annotation, molecular function: protein binding; protein-macromolecule adaptor activity. The record is from RefSeq and is a predicted model, not a curated record. Bases 1 to 2175 code for a protein of 724 amino acids. The transcript has 3 exons. NCBI's taxonomy places the organism in Eukaryota, Fungi, Ascomycota, Eurotiomycetes, Eurotiales, Aspergillaceae.